Messenger RNA from Dunckerocampus dactyliophorus (ringed pipefish), 3687 nucleotides. RefSeq names its product Fas-activated serine/threonine kinase (gene fastk). Gene Ontology annotation, cellular component: mitochondrial matrix; ribonucleoprotein granule. The coding region runs from base 323 to 3004 and encodes 893 amino acids. The transcript has 12 exons. Gene Ontology annotation, molecular function: RNA binding. The record is from RefSeq and is a predicted model, not a curated record. NCBI's taxonomy places the organism in Eukaryota, Metazoa, Chordata, Actinopteri, Syngnathiformes, Syngnathidae. Gene Ontology annotation, biological process: mitochondrial RNA processing; regulation of mitochondrial mRNA stability.
UGAAAAAUUUAAACUUCACCCUUAAAUGAACUCCCGGGGACGUCGUCUAUAGAGCUGACUGGGUUGCAGCCAUUGCAUGCCGGGUAGCCGAGGCUGUGUGCGGCUUGUGUGUAGGAAUGAAACGAUUGACCGCUGCCUGCCUCUGCGGUGAACGAACUGUGUCAGCGGCCGCCGGUGUUUGAUCGAAGCUAUGAGUGUUUACCUAUGAAUUAAAAAAGGAUACAAGUGCAUCUGUACGUGUCCAAACUUCAUCCUGCAGACAAGACAACUUCCUUGACAAAAGGAGUACCACUAGGUGUCAAGGAAAUCUGGCAUUUGGACCAUGUUGUGUUGGUCCACUAGGUGGUGCUUCCUGAGCCCAGUCGCCGCUGCAUCCCAAGCCAUGUAUGCCACCCGCCUCUACAGCGCCGCAGGAGGAGGGGGCGGAGUCAAGGCAGGAAAAAGGGGAGGGCUCACUGUGCUUGAAGCACCUACCCCGCACCUUCACCAGCACCGAGCGCCCCUGCCCCCCCCUGAAUACUCCCUGUACCAGGGCAGACCCGGCGACCACCGGGGAGCACACUUACACCACCAUUACCACCCACAGCACACCCCCCUGGCCCCGCCCCCAAUGCCCUCCCAUUGCCAACACCACGGCCACUUCCUCAGUGUGGGCAUUCCAGUUACUAGGUCAGGCGGCAAGAAGAAGUCAUGGAACUUCAUCCACGAGAAGAUGAGCUACGACACCUUUUUCACUAUGAAGCGUCUGAUCGAGCGCUCACAGCGACCCGACGAAGUUCUGCGCUGGCUCACCCAAAACCCAGCUAAGAUCUCCCACAACCAUUACCCGAUCGCGCUACACAAGAUUGCACAGCUUCUGCAGGCUGCACCACCACCGCCCGUAGAUGACGCCGCCACUGCAACAAAGUGUGGUCGCCACGUCCUGGAGCAUCCAGACUUCUUGUUGCUGUGUGACGCCAUCAUCAACGACUGCUCCAAAUUUGACAACUUCAGCAUCGUCAACUGCCUCUAUGCCGUGGCGGCACUUGGGCUCCGCAGCGAUUCUCAGGUGGUCCAGGUUCUGGAGGCUGAAUCUCAGUCCAGACUGAGCCAGUUUAAUCAGAAGGACAUAUCCAUGGUGUUCAGCUCUAGCAUGAAGCUGCAUCCGGGCAGCCAGCACCCUCUCACAGAGGCCUGCCUGCUUGGUCUGGAGAAGAACCUGGAGCGAGAGCACCACCCGCAGACCCUCUUCUUGCUGCUCUCAUACUACCGCCUCAAGUUGCACUCGCUGCAGCUGCAGGGAGCCACAACCGCCGCCGACAACACAACCUCUAACCCCGAACAGCUGCUAGCUAACAGAAAGAUCCUACGUCUGGUCAAACACACUCUUGCCAGCGUCAGUGGCGUUCGUGACCAGGAGAUGGCACUGUUGGAUGAGAUGUUGGCAGCAUGUGCCAAAGAGGCCAGCAACAAGAGUCUGGAGUUCAUCUUCAGCUCACACCUUUUCUACCAGAACCGACUGGAGAGGUUCAUCCGAAGCUUGGCAGAGGAGCUGCCAAAAAAGGAGGAGAGCAUCAGCGCGUACACGAUGGCACUGAUUGCCAAAUAUAUUGCACGGCACCGCCUGAGAGAGACGCAGCUGCUAGACACCAUCGCAGACUUCCUGCUCAAGAGGGCAGAGUAUCUGGAUAGCAAGGUGAUCCAGAAGCUGGUCUUCCCAUUCAGUAGGAUGAGUUAUCGUCCAUCCAAUGAGGAAAAGUUCUUCUCUCGAUUAGAGGAAGUGGUGGACUUGAAAGCGCUAAGCGCUCCGCUCGCCACCGUCAACAUCCUCAUGUCCCUCUUCCAACUGGGACAUUUCCCGAGCCUCAUCCUGCACCGUGUCUUCUCCCCAGCCUUCAUUAGCAAUGUCACCAACAGUCCCUGCGCCCUCAUCGUCCGCCGCUACCUGUCUUUGUUGGAUGCCGCCGUAGAACUGGAGUACCACGACUACACCGGACCACGACUACAGCACUCUCACAAGGUGCUCAUGUUUGACCACGCCCUUACUGCAGACGAAGUGAAUCGCAAGUACAGUUAUAAAGGUCUGGUGGGCGAGGCUCUCAGACAGCUGCUUGGACAGCACCACUACAAGCAGGACCAAGUUCUGCCUCCUGGAUACUACACAGACUUUGUGUUGUGGAUGGACUCCUCCGGGCGGGUUCUGCCGAUCCAGUCAAGUGCACCUUUGGCUCUGGGCUCCACACCUGCGGCCUGUGGAUGUUCCAAGCGUGUUCCCGAGGUUCCGGACCACAUCCACAAGUUCUCUUCUUCUGCACUGCCAGAGGAAUGUGGUCAGAAGGCACAGGAGAUUGGCAAAACGACAGGUGGCGCUCAAGAACCCUUUCAGUCUCAGCACAUAAAUAGCACAGCGGAGGCGACGGUCCCCUCAGGGCCCCGUUGUCCUGGUGAUGGCGGUGUGCCCUCAGACUAUGGUCCUUACUGUGUGCCUGUAGUGGAGUACUACUCAAGCGUGGCCAAGGAGCACUCGCUGGAAAGCCAGGACAGUUCCACACUCAGCAGCCCCCCUUCUGACGGGCCACCCCCACCAGCGGCUCCAGGAUCCACAGGUGAUGCUGCUCCAAACUCCAUCUUCCAGUUCUCCAUCGGGAAAAUCUUGGAGGAUGAGGCGGACACGAGGCUCCCUGAUGAUCAGGGGGAGGAAUUCUGCAAGGAGGUGAAGCGAAACGACGGGUCCAAGGCAGAUGGGGGGUGUCCGUCACCAGCGCGACUCAGCCCAACAGGUUUGCCCGACCCCGACGAGGCAGAAGAGAAGCACAUAAGAAGGCUCGUCGUCUCCGUCAACGACAAGUGGCACUACUGCCACAACUCGGACGUCCUGGUGGGGUCCCGUGCCAUGAGGGACCGCCACCUGAAGCUGCUGGGAUACAUUAUCCUACAGCUGCCCUAUCACGAGCUGGAGAAGCUAAACGGCAUUGAACAGGUGAAGACGUACCUGCACGGCAAACUACAAAACAUCCCGCGGUGACAGUGUGUGUAUUUCUGUGAUGAAUGUUGGUGUGCAUGGUUAAUGUUUUAGAAUGGGAUAACGUUGCUUCUCUUCAAUGGACAUGAAAAUUAAACCAGUAAUUUUUAUGUUAACACUCAAAGUUUUUAUAAAAUUAAGUCAUGUCGACAGGGGCUGAUGGGUAAUUGUGUGUGUGUGUGUGUGUGUGUGUGUGUGUGUGUGCGCGUGUGUGAUGAAGAGUAUUUAUUUAUGAGGUGAUGGAAGAAUUGUUUCUAUUCAAUAAAUCAAACAGUUCUAACGUGGUAGAUAAACUUUAUUUGUCAGGAUGAGAAAAAGUGCAUUUAUUUCUUAAUGUUUUCAGACAAGCCCCGCCCACCUGUCUGAUAAAAAAAAAAUAACAAAAUGCUCCCUUAAGCUCCACCCCCAAUGCUUGUCACAUAAGGAGGCGUGGCCAGCACAGCCUGUCCUCUCCAAAGAGGAGGCGGGGCUAGUCAGAGUCAGAGUCACUGGAUUCCUCCGAAGAUGUCUGAUCAUCAUCAUCAUCAUCCUCGUCGUUCUGAGUAGAAUAAAUGUGGUUGACAUGGUGAGUGGGUGCUUAAUUCUGAUUGGAUGUGAUGUAAAAGUGUAAUAAUCCUAAGAGCGUCACCUCGUCAUCUUCACUGUCGCUGCUUCCUGAUGUCUCCUCGUCAUCCUCUUCGUCGUCA